Chionomys nivalis (European snow vole) is the source of this 2836-nucleotide messenger RNA. It is a transcript of the gene Ap3s2, whose product is annotated as adaptor related protein complex 3 subunit sigma 2. The transcript is spliced from 6 exons. NCBI's taxonomy places the organism in Eukaryota, Metazoa, Chordata, Mammalia, Rodentia, Cricetidae. The record is from RefSeq and is a predicted model, not a curated record. The coding region runs from base 1218 to 1910 and encodes 230 amino acids. Gene Ontology annotation, biological process: intracellular protein transport; Golgi to vacuole transport. Gene Ontology annotation, cellular component: AP-3 adaptor complex; intracellular membrane-bounded organelle; membrane coat.
AUCACAGUGGGUUCUGGGACUCCAAAUCAGGUCGUCAGAAUUGGCAACAAGCGCCUACACCUGCUGAGACAUCUCACUGGCCCCUGUAUUACAGGCACGUGCCAUCGCACCAGCAUUUAUACAGGGCUGGAGAUGGAACUCCAGGUUUGGUGGAGGCACUUUAGCACCUGUGCUACAACCCUAGCUUUUAUCAACACCAUACCUUUUUGUUAUCAUGUUAUUGUUCUUGAGUGAGCAUAGGGAGUGUGUUGCAGCAAAUAUGGAGAGGUGAGAGACCGUUUUUGGACUGGAGAUGCUCCACAAACUAUGAUACUCCCUACACCACAUAUUAAAAUUAGUUUACUACUUUUUCCAAAGGACUGGAGUUGCUCCCAGUACUCAUAUCGGGUGGUUCACAGCUAAACUGCGUAAUGCCAGCUCCACGGUGCUCUUUUCUAGCUCUGAGGGUACCUAAACAAAUGCACUCACACUAGCACAAAGACACAUGCAUACACACAAUUAAAACUAAAUCCUUAAAAUUAUUUUACUACAGAUUAUUGUGUUAUGGUUCAAUUGCCCUACUCAACAUCUGAAUCAUUUUGCCACACUUCAGGGCAAUUGGCCAUUUGAAUUAUUAUUUACAACCAUUCCCCCCUCCACCGGGAUGUAUGCGUUGGUGCAAGCUUUUAAUCCCAGCUUUUCAGGGGGAGAGAGAGGCAGGAGAAUCUGAGUUCGAGGUCAGCCAGGGCUACACAGUGAGACCCUGUUUCAAAAAAAACAACAUAUAAAGAAGGAAACAAAAGGUGUUACCAGUUCGUGACCAACCGUACCUUUUAAAUGGGAUUGCAUGAAAAAUCCCAUGUGAUUUCGACUUUAGCAUCUGUACGUUUUUUUUUUCCUAAUUCAUUGCAGCAUUGUAAUACUAUAAAAACCCAGUUUUUGCUGGCCCAAGGUUAGAACGGCGAAGAAGCCACGCAAGCUCUCUCCCGGUCCCUCAAACUGGCGCAGUUGCUGGCUGGAGUUGCCGACCUGGAUCCGCGUUGAUGACGCGGUUGGCUCCGCCAUGGAACCAGAGUGAGGGGCCCAGUACGGGAUUCAUGCCCUAGGCAGUCUCGGAUUGAUAACCAGGCCGUGCUCCUCGGCUUCCACACCCGAGUUGCCCAGACGAGCCCGCCGUCCUCUCCAGGGCCCCAGAGCCGCCGGACCCCUCGGUGCUCGGACCCCAGGGCACCACGGCUAUGUUUCCGGGAGCAGUUUUGGACAGGGCACCAACCGGAACUGCCCGUGUUGUGGCGGAAGGAGGAGCUUGCUUGGAGCAGCUGGUGCCGAGAGAAGCGGGACUGGCAAAGAUGAUUCAGGCGAUUCUGGUUUUCAACAACCAUGGGAAGCCGCGACUGGUCCGCUUCUACCAGCGUUUUCCAGAAGAAAUUCAGCAGCAGAUUGUUCGAGAGACUUUCCAUCUGGUCCUCAAGCGGGAUGACAACAUCUGUAACUUCUUAGAAGGUGGAAGUCUGAUUGGUGGUGCUGACUACAAACUGAUUUACCGGCACUAUGCCACCCUCUACUUCGUAUUUUGUGUGGAUUCCUCAGAGAGUGAACUUGGGAUCUUGGACCUUAUCCAGGUUUUUGUGGAGACUCUGGAUAAGUGUUUUGAAAAUGUAUGUGAGUUGGAUUUGAUCUUCCAUAUGGAUAAGGUCCACUACAUCCUUCAGGAGGUGGUGAUGGGUGGGAUGGUGCUGGAAACAAACAUGAAUGAAAUUGUGGCUCAAAUUGAAGCUCAGAACAGGCUGGAGAAGUCGGAGGGUGGCCUUUCAGCAGCCCCCGCAAGGGCCGUGUCUGCUGUGAAGAACAUCAACCUUCCUGAGAUCCCGAGGAACAUCAACAUUGGCGAUCUCAACAUCAAAGUUCCCAACCUGUCCCAGUUUGUGUGAAGGUGGAGGACUGGGCUGGACUGGGGUCCUUUCAAUGAGCGAAGCAGUCACAUCCAGAACCAGAACCCUGCUGAGCCUUUAGAGACUUGGGACCCUAAGCCUUUCCCAGAGUGGGAAGGGAGCUGGUGCACACUGCCUGGCCAUCCUGCUGCUCUCUGAUACACAUGGCCGUGGAGACAUCAGUGCACUAAGCCACUGCUCCUUUGCCUCCCGUACAAGCCCUCAGGGUUGGGGACUGUGGAACAAGCCACCUGCUUCCCAGGGCCUGACUUCCUCCCUUACACCUAGGACUGCUGAGAUCCUGGGCAAGAGACCAGGGAGAAGGAAGGACCAGCCUUUCAGAUGUCAGGUGUGGUGAGUGGUAGGUGGUGCAGGGUGCUCUGGCUCCGCUAGGGCCUCUGAUCCUAGGAUCCCUCUGUGUAGCCAAGCCUUUGGUCAGCAGUUGCUGCGGAGUACACCUCCCCAAAGGCACAGUCCCAGUUUUCUUGUCACCGGCCUCUGUGUGCUGGGACAAUUUAAAUCAUACUUUGGGUGCAUGUCACUACUCCUGCCAAUAGGGAGGGUACUCCUACACACACACACACACAGCCCUCUCUCAGAUGAGAGACUGCUGUCUGUAGAAUGUGAAGGUUGGAUCCUCCCAGAGUUAUGACUCGUCCCAAGUUUGAAAUACGCUGUCUUCCUGGAAGCAGAAGGUUCAGUGACUGUGUUGUGAAUGAUGAACCAUUUCCCCUUGCUCAGAAGCCCGCUGUGCAGUCUCAGCUUCUAGAGCUGAGAGCCUGAACUAGGUGCUGUGUGGGCUGAGCCUGCAGCAUGCUAGCCACACUGCUGUGUAUUUCCACUCUGCGUCCUGCAGUGAGCACACUGGACUCCUUUGGGCAACAUUCUCCCACACCUCUGGAAACCUGUAAAUGUUGUUAACACGU